CUGUUUCUGUUUUGGAAAUGUCACUUCGACAGAUCUUGAUUGCAAGAAAACUUAGUAAUCACCGGCGAAAAUUCGGGAAAAUUGUUCUAAUUACGCAAAUUCACCACAUUGUAUUCCUUUAGAAUUUUGUCUAUAUUGCGUCUAAUAAAAAGUUUUACUGCGGUUAUUAAACCUCAUCGAUGUGAGUGAGUUGCGUUUGUGUUGCAUCAGAUCUUCAUGGAAGCGACUAACAGGUGAUUAUAAUGCCUGGCCAUGGAAUUGACGAUGAAGAGAAACCUUGCAGAGCCUGCUCGGACUUCAAGACAUGGGCCAAACAACGAAAACAGAACGGCAGCGGUUCGAGUUCUACGAAAACUUUUGAGUCUCCACACAAACAGGGUUCAUCUGAAGUAUCGGCAAGCCCCCCGGAGCUAACAAAGAGAGGUGACUGCCCACUAGACAAGGAUGAACUAGGAAAAUCAACAUGGGGGUUCCUUCACUCAAUGGCAUCAUAUUUCCCAGACUACCCUACAAAGAUACAGUCCGAGAAUAUGUCGAGAUUUUUUUACAUUUUUGCACAGUUCUACCCGUGUGAACCUUGCGCUUUAGACUUUCAGGAAGAUAUAAUGAAAAACCCACCAAUGACGAAAUCCAGAGAAGAAUUAGCAAAAUGGCUGUGCGAGAGGCACAACACUGUCAAUAAGAAACUCAACAAACCAAUAUUUGACUGCAGCAAGGUCAGAGAACGGUGGAGAGAUGGGUGGCUGGACGGCUCCUGUGAUUGAACACUUAUUGAAUAUGGCACAAAACUAUGUUAACUAAUGUGUAAUUUUCGCUUGACUCGUCCUCAAUCACUUUGAAAAUCAUUAAUUAUACUAUUUACUGCAAUGUGGUUUCAGCCAUUUCUGCCGACGGAUAAGUAAUUAUUUACUGAAAGUACAAACUACCUCAUGAAAACCACAUUAUAUUCAGAUUUACUUGAAUUCUGCGUUAAAUUUUAUUUAGAGAAAAGAUUUUUGUUCUAGAGAUCAGAUACCCUAGUAAUAUUUUGAAGUACCUUACGAUACGAUUACGAUAUUUUAUUACGUAACUUACGCAUGAACAACUAUUUUCUUUCAAAGAAACAUUUUAUUUGUGAUGAAUUUAAGUUUGAUUAGUGAGACCUACUGUUUAGUUUGCAUAUAUAAGCCGAUGAUGCUUAGAGUAGUCAAUUUACAGUACAAUGCAGCAAUGUUGCAGUUUUAUGUGAGUUUAUAGUAUUUGUACAUAAUGUAUUGUGAAUAGUUGUAUUAUGUACAAUAUAGUUUUUGGGAAUUGUUAAUCUAAUAAACUCUAUUGAGUACUGA
Plodia interpunctella (Indianmeal moth) is the source of this 1325-nucleotide messenger RNA. It is a transcript of the gene Alr, whose product is annotated as Augmenter of liver regeneration. The transcript is spliced from 3 exons. NCBI's taxonomy places the organism in Eukaryota, Metazoa, Arthropoda, Insecta, Lepidoptera, Pyralidae. The coding region runs from base 243 to 764 and encodes 173 amino acids. The record is from RefSeq and is a predicted model, not a curated record. Gene Ontology annotation, cellular component: mitochondrion. Gene Ontology annotation, molecular function: flavin-dependent sulfhydryl oxidase activity; flavin adenine dinucleotide binding.